Messenger RNA from Tribolium madens (black flour beetle), 1942 nucleotides. It is a transcript of the gene Mau2, whose product is annotated as MAU2 chromatid cohesion factor homolog. Gene Ontology annotation, molecular function: protein binding; double-stranded DNA binding. Gene Ontology annotation, cellular component: SMC loading complex; chromatin. Gene Ontology annotation, biological process: maintenance of mitotic sister chromatid cohesion; mitotic sister chromatid cohesion. The record is from RefSeq and is a predicted model, not a curated record. The transcript is spliced from 9 exons. The coding region runs from base 104 to 1870 and encodes 588 amino acids. Lineage: Eukaryota; Metazoa; Arthropoda; Insecta; Coleoptera; Tenebrionidae.
CAUUCGAGCGCCUCACUUGGCGUCCCAAUUGACAUUUCCCAUUUAUUUUCCCCAAAAACCCGAAAAAACGAUGUUUAAUGUGUGAAAUAACCGUUGUGGUGCAAUGGCUUCGUCUCAAGACGCCUGGUACUUGUCCCUGUUGGGGCUCGCCGAACAUUUCCGCACCUCGAGCCCCCCUAUGAUAAAACUGUGCAUCCAGUGCCUCCAAGCUGUCUUCAACUUCAAACCACCGCCUCGAGUCGAAGCACGGACUCAUCUCCAACUCGGAAACAUCCUUCUCACCCACACCAAAAACACCGACUUGGCGAAAAACCACUUGGAACAAGCGUGGUUGUUGUCGCAAAUGAUUAACACUUUCGACGAUGUUAAAUUCGAAGCAGCAAGCGUUUUGGCUGAAUUAUACGAACAACAGCAACAAAUUUCACUAUCGAAACCGAUUUUGAGGAAAGCAAUUGAAUUAUCACAACAUAAUGUCUAUUGGCAUUGUAGAUUAAUCUUCCAACUUGCGCAAAUACACGCCACUGAGAAAGACUAUCAAUUAGCGAGUAGUUUACUGGGGGUUGGGGUUGAUUAUGCCCACAUUUCCAAUGCUUGUUACACCCGAGUUUUAUUUCUUUUAAGUAAAGGAAUGUUGUUAUUGAUUGAUAAAAAAUUGCAAGAAGUUCAACCAGUAUUAAACCAAGCCGGGCAUUUGAUUGAGACAUGGACAGGGGCUGCGUAUCAAAAGGAAUAUUUAAGAGUUUAUUUCCUAGUCUUACAAGUGUGUCAUUGUCUCAUGGCCGGUCAAGUAAAAAGUGUAAAACCUUGUUUGAAACAAUUACAACAAAGUAUCCAAACAAUAAUGGCAACUGAUGAUGUUUUUACAGGGCCAAGUGUUGGUGAUAUGUUUUUAUGGAUGCCUAAAGAGCAUCUUUACGUUUUAGUUUAUUUAGUAACAGUGAUGCAUAGUAUGCAAGCUGGUUAUAUGGAAAAAGCACAGAAAUAUACCGAUAAGGCUUUAAUGCAAAUCGAGAAAUUGAAAAUUGUAGAUAAUAAACCGAUUUUAUCGGUUUUUCAAUUAAUGUUACUCGAACAUAUAAUUAUGUGUAGACUCGUAAUGGGGAAUAAAACUCAAGCAUUACAAGAAAUCUCAUCAGCGGUGGCACUUUGUCGACAAAAUGCCAAAUUAUUAGAGACACAUGGGCCCCAAUUACACACCCUUUUGGGGCUAUAUUCAAUGAGUAUGAAUUGUAUGGAGGCGGCUGAGGCGCAAUUCAUGGCGGCGUUACACACGUCACGUGAACGUGAAUUAUGGACGUUUGCAAACUUGAAUCUAGCAAUUGUGUAUUUGAGGGGUAAACGAGAGUCGGAUUUUAAUGCCCUUCAUGAAAGGAUUAAUCCUGAAUCUUUGCCAUCUCAUUCUCAUAGUUUACGAGCUGCUGCUUAUUACGUCCAAGGUCUUCAAGCGUUUUUUCAAGGACGUUACAAUGAGGCCAAGAGGUAUUUGCGCGAGACGUUGAAGAUGGCGAAUGCCGAGGAUUUAAAUCGGUUAACGUCGUGUUCGUUGGUGCUUUUGGGGCAUAUUUUUCUCUCGUUGGGGAAUAGUCGUGAAAGUAUGAAUAUGGUAACGCCGGCAAUGCAAUUGGCGAGUAAAAUCCCCGAUGUUCAUGUACAGUUGUGGGCGUCUGCGAUUUUGAAAGAUUUGUAUAGGAUGUGUAAUGAUCCGCAAAGUGAGAAUGAAGCGUAUCAGAGACAUGUUAAUUUCUCACAAAUGUUACUCAAUGAUCAUUUUCAAGCAUCACAAAUGCCCGAACAUAAUUUGAUUAUGUGGACACAAGGGAGUUUUCCCAACAUCACCAAUUCGCCGAAUACGUCUGGAGUUUUAUUGUAAUCGACUAUUUAUUAAUUUGUAUUCGAAUUUAUUUUUUAUAUAAUUGGUCUUGAAUAAAACGAUUAAAAAUUG